UAAAGACAGACUAUUCAUUGUUCAACAUACAGCAUCACUACAGCAGUAUCUGGAUUCAAAGUUCAGAAUUAAAAUGUGUUGAUAUUGUGAACUUUUUUUAUUGUUUAAUAUCAACGUUUGACUUAUUUGAGGUAAUGUGUUCAGCUCAUGAUUUCGCUAUGUAUCGAACCAGUGUUAAUGGAGACCUGAGGCUAAAUAUUUACGAAGCAUAUUAUUAAAAAAAUGUGGCUUCUGUGUUCAGUAUGUGCACAUGGCUAUCUAAGCUGCUCCAAAUGAAUGGCAAUUAAUUACAUUUUGUUUUACCAUUAUUAUUUCAUGAAGUUUUUUUUUUUAAUUACUUUCUGUACUUUUAAGAAUUACAUUUCUUAUGUAAAGAAUUUUUUUUUGGGUGGGGGUGGGGUUGUUUAAAGAAGUUGUCUUUCAAAAUAAAUGUGCCAGAGUUCAUAACUACAAACAAUGCAACAAUGUUUUUUUUUUAACCAUCAAUAUUUUAUAUAGCACCAUUAUAGUUUUCUGUUACAUGGGGUGUAAAACAAGGUGUAAAUGUUUCAUUUUGAGAUGCAUUUUCUGAGCAACAAUUCUUAAAUGAUCAUUUUUCCAGAGAACAGUUGAAUGUGCCAUUCUGAGAACACAGUGUAACUGCAACUUAAAGUCUAAGCACAUCGAUAGGUCAUUCAAGUUUUCUAUUGCUGUAAGUCUGUCUCUACCCUCUAGUAGGCAGUAUGGAGUUUCCUUUCUCAACCAGCUCAGACUGCAGUCUGUUCUCCCCAGGGACAUCAUACAUGUGACCAUACUAACACUGUCCACUACUAGAGCUCCAGCUGUCAACUUAACAGAUGUCUACACGGGCACUCUUGUUUCCAAAUUUAAACUAUGUUCAUCUCUUCAGACUGGAAGAGGACAUUUUCGUCAAUGACUGUGUCAUUUCACACUGAAAACAAAGUUUGAGGCAGUUUCUUCAAGAGACAAGUUAAUGUGUCAUGUUUUGCUUUUUUCCUUGCUUUUAAAAAGUCAAGACAGACAGUAAGAAUUGAGAUUUGUAGCAUUCACAGACACACUUUAUUGAUUUAUUAUAUUUUUUUGCUGUUGAUAUUAGACAGAAGACUGGAACACGGCAGUUUAUCUCUGAUAGCGCUGACUCACGGCGUAGCCCGUCGGCGUCUCAGUGUUAAAAGCCAGCAAAUCAGAGACGGAAGCACAGCGCCUUCUUCCCCACUUUGCUGAGAGACGCUGCUUUACUGCCCCACUGCUCUGUACUCAACUCUUACUCGCACGAUACAGUCUUUGAGCCAUCCAUCUAAUUUGUGCCACCUUAAAAUGCUUCUCGGUUUGAUGUACUGAUCUGACAUUCAGGGCAGCUUUGAGGCAGAGUCUCAAUCUCUUUUCUUUCUUUUAUCGGUUGAGUAUCUGUCUGAUGUCGUGUUGGCACAUCUGAUUGGGUAUGCAGACUCUGUACUGAGCAUGCCAGCCUGUGACAGGGACUGCAAUGCAGAGCCGCUCUCCUGGCACACACCAUUUGUCUGACAUUAAUGUAAAUAAUCCUGAGCACGGAGCCACUCAUGGCAGAGACGGUUUCUGAUGGAUUAUGUGUCUGCACACGUUCCGGUUGGUGCAUGCGGGGUAAACGCUCCCGUUCUUGUCUUUUCUUCGUGUGGUGAUGUUCAAAUAAAAUCCUGUGCGAGGAGGAAGAGGACGGAUUGAGACGUAUCUCUCUGCUUCUCAAGCUGCAUUUCCUCAUGCUGAGCUGCUGUGAGGAGCCUGCCCGCAUUCUCUCUCUCUCAUCUCGGAAGAUUCUGCUAUAGAGAUGUCUGGUGAGAACAUCGUGUCUUUUCCAGAGAUCUGAAACGGGCAUGAUGUCUCAACUCUUGCACAUGGAGAUUCCAAACUUUGGCAGCACUGUUCUGGACAGCCUGAACGAACAGCGGCUGCUGGGCCAACACUGUGAUGUGGCCAUUAUGGUCAAUGGACAGGCCUUCAAGGCCCAUCGCGCCGUUUUAGCAGCCAGCAGCCUAUACUUCCGCGACCUGUUCAGCGGUAGUGCCCAGACACUCUUUGAGUUGCCCUCAUCUGCCCCAUCCUGCUUCCAGCAGAUUCUAUCGUUCUGCUACACGGGCCGGAUGACGGUGAGUGCCAGCGAUCAGCUGAUGGUCAUGUACACCGCAGGCUACCUGCAAAUCCAGAACAUCGUGGAGCGGGGAAUGGACCUCAUGUUCAAGGCCAGUGCUCCGUACUGCGACUCACAGACAUCUGCCACAGACGAUCCCCCUAGCCCAAACAACAACAACUCCUCCCUGUUGCUAGGCGACCAGCCCACAACUCUCUGCAAGAUCAAGGAAGAAAAGUUGGAGACCCCGGUAUGUGCUCGGAAUGGAGAGCUAAAGCACUCAGAUGAGGAUAGGGGAGCUAGGGGCAGAUCUUUAAGGAAUGGGACUCUUUUCUACACCAGUGGAGGUGUGAACGGGAUCAUACCCGUGAUGCAUGCUUACGAGCACUCGACCCGAGAUCAUGCCAGCCCCGGUGCUUCUAGCCUCCCGACCACAGACAGCCCAACCUCACACCAAAAUGAGGAGGAGGACUUUGAAGACGACUCGUACGAAAGCCUGACAAACGGAAAGAUCUUUGGGGGCUCGUCUGGGAUCUAUAGCAUGCAAGAGAAGAUGGAGGUGUCCUCCCUGCCUCUGUCCUUGGAGAACCGUUUCUGUGUGCUGUUGGGAGGAGACAGAGAGGCUCUGCCUGCCGGACUCAUCAGCCAGAUCGGCUACCGUUGCCAUCCUGCUCUCUACACAGAGGGCGACCCUGGAGAGAGACUGGAGCUAAUUGGAGGAUCUGGUGUCUUCAUGACUCGUGGGCAGCUGAUGAACUGUCACCUCUGUGCUGGGGUCAAGCACAAAGUCUUGCUUAGACGUCUUCUAGCUGCUUUUUUUGACAGGAAUACACUUGCUGACAGCUGUGGGACUGGAAUACGUUCCUCCAACUGUGAUCCAAAUCGCAAACCACUGGACAGCCGCAUACUCAACACAGUGAAACUCUACUGUCAGAAUUUUGCCCCUAACUUCAAAGAAAGUGAGAUGAAUGUGAUUGCCGCAGACAUGUGCACCAAUGCCCGGAGAGUUCGCAAACGCUGGCUCCCCAAGAUCAAGUCCAUGCUUCCAGAGGCGAUCGAGGUGUACAGGGGGACUGCGGUCCUUAGCCAGGUGGAAGGAGCCACCCAUCCAGGCGGUGGCUUUCCCUUUGAGUCAGAGUUCAAACACCUGGCAGCGUCAAAUCUGACUCUGGAGCAGCAUCUCUAUGGAGAAUGCAGAGAGACACUGAGGAAUGGCUCUCACUUCAAUGUGGAAGAGAGGUCCCAAAAAGGCGAAGCAGCCAAGACUGAGCCAGGCCGAGCCAAAGAGUCCGACAACCCGCAGGAAGUUGAAAGGCUUCCGGAGAGUCCCGAGAGAGCAGCCAGUGUGCUCGCUCUCAACCCAGCCAGCAAGAAAGGGGAAAAAGAGCGGGCAUCCAGCAGCCCCAGAUCACAGAAAGAGGAACAGAACAGACAGAGACCACUUAAAGAGGAUCAGUGACUUCUUCUACUUCAUACGAUUUAAAAACUGGUCUGCAGCUUCUCACACCAAAAAGGAUCACUAUCCAUAAAGGCAAAUAUCCCAUGCCACUGAACAUUAAAUUAAAGCUGCAUGAUCAUGAAAUCUGGACAUAUACAUUUUUUUCCAGGAUAUAUUGAAGAACAUCUGCAUUAAAUACAGUUAUGCUCACAAUUUUCCCUUCCCCUUGCAGAGUCUACAAAAUGCUUUUUUUUAUUAUUAUUUUUACUGUCCGUGUGAAGCUAUUUGACAUGUAUUCACAUGUAUUCCACAAGACAGAUUAACUAAAUAAACUGAAAAACAAUAUCUGAUCUUUUUUCAAAAAUUUACAUACCCUUAGUUUUUAAUAUCAUACAUUGCCUCAAGCAUCAAUGAGUGUUUGUAGACUUUUGUGAUAGUUGUGCAUGAGUUUAUGGUUUGUCCUGAGCAGUGAAACUGUUCCUUGACAAAGCCUCCAGGUCCUGUAAGUUAUUUGGUUUCCCAGCAUGCUCUGCACAUUUCAGUUUUUCCCUACAUUGGAAAUAUAAUUUUGAGAUCCAGUUUUGGCACUAUGGACAAUUUAGGGACUUGUGCAAAACUGUGAUGCUUGAGGCAACACACAAUAUCAAGAAUCAAAGGUAUGUGAAAGUCUGAAUAUGAUAUUUUUUGUGUAAUUUAAGUCAUAUUUCUUUCUUAUAAAAACAUAAAUAUGUGUCAUGCAGCUUCUUCAGAGCAGUAAAUAAAAACAAAUAGGAUUUUAUAUCUUAUUUUUCAAAAAAAAAAAAAAAAAAAAAGUAUAAAU
Molecule: messenger RNA, 4362 nt
Organism: Pimephales promelas (fathead minnow)
Lineage: Eukaryota; Metazoa; Chordata; Actinopteri; Cypriniformes; Leuciscidae
Source: RefSeq, a predicted model, not a curated record